UUUAUGAAACAUAGGAUCCGUCCAUGAGCAGCGCGUCUCUGCCUCCGAGAAGCAGCUGUCGGUCCACCCAGUGAGAAGCAACCUGUCCGUGCGGCCCGCUCUCUGCUCCCCUGUGUGUGGACACCACCCUCCGGCUUCGCGUAGAGGUUGUGUGUGCGCCUCCUCUCCGGCCGCCGCUGCGCUCCGACAACACGGACCACGGGGGGACGAGCCAACGGUUAGCUGAGUAGGGAAGUGGGCUCCGCACUCCCUCUCAUCGCGCAGAUGCUCCCAGCCGCCCAGCUUGACAAGAGUGAUGGGAUGUGUCAACUAGCAGAUGACGCAGUCCUGGAUGACGUAAUCGGACUGAAGACUUCAUCUGCAUUGUUCACACCAGAGCGUGAUCGAGGCGGGACAAAGAUAGAGGAGGAGGACGAGGACGACAUUGAAUACACAAGGAUGGGCGUGGGGAAAAACACCACCUCCAAGACGAUGGACAGCAGCAGCGAGGGAGGGAAAUAUGAAGAGGAGGGAAAACAUGGCGCUGAUUUCUACCCUAUUCCGGUGGUGGUCAACGGAGUUGGCGGUGCAAGUGGAGACCAGGACACUGAGAAUACAGAGCUGAUGGCGAUAUACAGUAAAGAUAAUCAGGCUGCAGAAAAGAGCUCGAUGUCUGAGACGCUGGACAGCACAGACAGUAUUGAUGCAAGGAGGAUGGAUAUGAUCUACACCAUUGAAGAUACUCCACCCUGGUACCUGUGUGUGUUCCUGGGCAUGCAGCACUACUUGACGUGUUUCAGUGGGACGAUCGCGGUGCCGUUCCUCCUUGCUGAGGCGAUGUGCGUUGGAUUCGAUCAGUGGGCCACCAGUCAGCUCAUAGGGACCAUCUUCUUCUGUGUGGGGAUCACCACCCUGCUACAGACCACACUGGGCUGCAGGUUGCCUUUGUUCCAAGCCAGUGCUUUUGCCUUCCUGGCACCAGCCAGAGCCAUCCUGUCGCUGGACAAGUGGAAGUGUAACAGUACAGAUGUUCCCAUGUUUAACAGCACACAGCUCCUCAACACAGAGGAGAUCUGGCACCCCAGGAUACGAGAGAUCCAGGGGGCCAUCAUCGUGUCCUCCCUAAUCGAAGUGUGUAUUGGAGCACUGGGUCUUCCCGGGCUCCUGCUGAAGUACAUCGGGCCCCUGACCAUCACCCCCACUGUGACCCUCAUCGGCCUGUCUGGUUUCCAGGCCGCAGGCGAGAGGGCAGGGAAACACUGGGGCGUUGCUAUGCUGACUAUCUUCUUGGUGCUGCUCUUCUCUCAAUAUGCCAGAAAUGUUCAGUUCCCUCUCCCAGUCUACAAAGCCAAGAAAGGCUGGACGACCUAUAAACUUCAAGUCUUCAAAAUGUUUCCCAUCAUCAUGGCCAUUCUGGUGUCAUGGCUGUUGUGCUUCAUUUUCACCGUGACUGACGUUUUCCCGCCGGAGAAGGACAAGUACGGUUUCUACGCCCGCACAGAUGCACGACAAGGAAUCAUCCAGGCCGCUCCGUGGUUUAAGAUCCCAUAUCCCUUCCAGUGGGGUUUCCCAACUGUAACCGUGGCAGGGGUGAUCGGUAUGAUGAGCGCUGUGGUGGCCAGCAUCAUCGAGUCCAUUGGAGAUUACUAUGCCUGCGCUCGACUCUCUUGCGCUCCUCCACCUCCCGUCCAUGCCAUCAACCGGGGGAUAUUCAUGGAGGGGGUUUCCUGUGUGCUCGAUGGGCUUUUUGGCACCGGAAAUGGUUCCACCUCCUCCAGUCCAAAUAUAGGUGUCCUGGGAAUCACAAAGGUGGGCAGCAGACGUGUGAUCCAGUACGGAGCUGCCAUGAUGCUGCUGCUGGGCAUGGUGGGUAAAUUCAGUGCCCUGUUCGCCUCUCUGCCGGACCCUGUCCUGGGAGCUCUGUUCUGCACCUUGUUCGGUAUGAUCACUGCAGUCGGACUCUCCAACCUGCAGUUUGUGGACCUCAACUCCUCCAGGAACCUCUUUGUCCUGGGCUUCUCCAUUUUCUUCGGUCUGAUGCUGCCGAGCUACCUUAAAAAGAACCCGCUGGUCACAGGCAUUGUUGAGGUUGACCAAGUGCUGAACGUGCUCCUCACAACGGCCAUGUUUGUUGGAGGCUCUGUUGCCUUCGUUUUGGACAACACUAUCCCUGGUACCCUUGAAGAACGAGGCGUCAAGAAGCUGAAGCUUGGCGCUGGUCUCAGCACAGCAGAACUGGAAGGGAUGAGAUCUUAUGACCUGCCAUUUGGAAUGGACUUCAUUCGCAGACACCCCGUCUUCAAGUACCUCCCCAUCAGCCCCACAUUCACAGGCUACCAGUGGGGGAGGCUACAGGAAUCCUGCAGGAACCGAAUGAGACAUGGAGAUGCGGUGAAGGGAGGAGGAAAGGGAGGGGAGGGAGGCGCAGCAACAGGAGAGAGUCGGGUAUAGCCAACGGGCUUAAGGGCAAUGGGAAGCAAGGGAUGGUACGCUGGGAUAAACGGAUGGGAGAGUGGAGGACGGAAUCUUUGCAGGAUUUGGUGGAAGAAAAUGUGACGCACCAACCCCUUCGUCAUUAUGUGUUUUCUUUAUCUUGUGUCUGUCUUUUUCUGCUUCCCACCUCGCUGUUUCUAAAGCUCGCUAUAGCAAAUCAAAGCAUGUUACAGGAUGUCAUCACCACACGGAGAUGACUUGGUGUGUGUGCAUAUGUCCACAAUAUGCAGCAAGAGAUGGCGGCACUUUAAUCCAGAACGAGAGCGAUGGCUGUCAAACACUCAAAGCUGAGUGUUUGUGGAUUCACUGACUCGUUAUUACUGCUAACUACUGCUGGCCAUGUCAGUUUCUGACACGUUAUUCUACUGAGCGCCAACGGUAGAUUUGAUUAUGUCAAUUGAGGAUUAUGCAAAUUACUGUUACAAAUCAUUUGCCUCAAGACUCAUUAUGCAACAGCAUUAGAGACAACAUACACCAACAGCCUCACCAAAAACCAAGUGCAGCAACGCACGUCGGGGGGGGGGGGUCAUGCAGACCAAGUGACGUUUUUAGUCAGGUGCCCUUACUCAUACAAAGUGAUUGUGACUUUAUUUUUCUGUUGCACUAUCUGCCUCCUGAGUUCAAUUGUAGAAUGUCACAACACCUCAGAGACCCAUUGACCAGCUCGUCUCAUCUCAUGCCCAAGAAACUCACUUAUUAAAAAGAUAUUAAUGCAGAUAUUCACAUGAUCUCCCAUGUGACUGGGCAAAAAAAUCCCCAAACCUUCCAGUUUACUGAAUCAGUAUUAUGCAUAAUUUAUUAACGAGACAAAAACACUUAGUUUACCUGAACACACUGGAAAUCAACGAACUCUCAAUUGGGAGUUUUUCUAUACUUCAGUUUGGAAGAAUCAAAUUAUGUGUAUCUCAUAACCCGUGAAUUUGCUUAUUUCAAAUCUCUGCACGCAAAUUUUGAAACAAGCUUUUUAUAAAGCCAUAGUAACAGACACGUGGCCUCAAAAUAUGAAUAACUUCACUUCAGGCACGUGUCUUAUGUUUAACAGUAAUGUGUGUUAAGGUAGGGUUUACAAAACCACCACACCAGUGUGGUUUUCCAUCAUUGCAUUCAGUGAGCCCAUACAUAAUCGUAAUCAAGGUUAGGAUGGUGAUUUUGAGUAUUUAGAUGUAAUAACAGAAGUUUUGGAGAGUUCAUUUAUUUUGUUCUAAAGACAGGCACACAUUGUGCGUUGUGCGUAUUUGAAGCAGCCCAAUCAUGACUGUUACUGAUGUAAUUUAUAAUAUAUAUAUAUUGUUUUUUUUUCAAUAGUUUACAUUCCUCCUCCCCUUGGGCUCCGUACCCCUCCCACUCUCAUCUCGCUUUAGUUGUUUCACUGCUGAUCUUCUUGCAGGAAUAAAAUAACAGCUGAAAAUCUACUACUAAAUAUUAGUAGCUUAGUCUAAUUGCGAUGUUUACUAAACCAAAUUGUUAAAACUCUUCAAUACAAAUUCUUAUUGUUCUUAAACAAUAUACCAAAUUUACUCAUUUUUGAGAACAAAUGUUCCUUAAAAUCUCUUCCCAAAUUUCUCAGCUUUUCAUCUCGUCCGUCAAAGCUAUUUAUUUAUUUAUGAGAAAAAAAGUGGAUGUUUUUAACGAUUGCUUGAAGCAGGUUUAUUUUCCUCUUGUACAAUGUUGAAAAUAUAUUUAUUAUUUCUCUUGUUAAUGCCCUGUUUAAAAAACAAAAAGAAAGAAAAUUUAAAAAAAAAGUAGGUUUGAUGACUUACUGCUCCUCGAGACACCUCGGCUGAGGUCGGUGCUUUGAGAAACCACCUCUCAUAAAGUCAGUCUCUACUGUAAAAUAAAAAGAAAGUACGCUGCUCCCAUUUCAUUCCAUUUAUAUCACCUUGUUGAUAUAAAGAGAGACGCAACACUUGCAAACUGGAUGGUUUAUUAAAUUUUCAGAGUCAGGGCCUUUUUACUACACGUACUGUUUGCACUUGUAAUGGUGCCAAGAUGAUCGGGUCAGAGUGACUCAUUCCCACUGACCUCAAACCCUCUUAUGUCCUUAUACACCUUCAUCAUCAGUGUGAACCUUUUGUGUUUGGUUACCUGAGAACUUAAGUGUUUUGUUCUGAACAUUUAGGGCCUUAGUCUCUGAUAGCAUUUUUAGCUUUAGCCACAUUUAAGACCCCGUCUCUCUUUCUGUUACACUCAGGAUUUGACAAUUUUGUGUGAUCUCACUAAUGUCUAGUGUCUGCCUGGAAUGAUACAAUUUACAAUGACAACCCUGACUAAAUAUUAUUGUUAGCACAAUUUCCAGUUUUCCUUAUCAGAAUGCAGUGAAGUCAGAUGAAAGUGUUUACAGUGAUACUGCAGCUAAAAGUCCUAUUAAGGUCACAGAUUAAAAUAGGAAUUGGUUUUAAUGUCGGUAUCACCACACAUGUUCUCAUUCUGGGUAGACCGACGUCAGUGAUGUUACCAAAUCCUGGAGAAACCUAAAUGCUGAUGAAGUCUUAAAUGAGGCUUGGCUAUUUCCUGACCAUCGAUGUGUGUGUGUGUGGAACCUGUAAAUCUGAAACCUCAUCGUGUAAAUGUCGGAUGGCAGCUGGACAGCUGUAGAUGAGACGUGGUACAACGUUACCACAGCAGCAGGUGUAUUUGAAAUCCUUGCCCACGCUGUUUAACCUUGUUCCAGGGGCGAUGAGGAUCACAUAGAGGUCAGAGAGCCGACACCACCUCCUGCACCUCCUCUCUCUGUGAGGGAGUAGAUGGCCGGUGGUCUGACUGCGUUAUCAAUUAUCUUGUAAAUGAUGUGCACACAUUAGCACAUGGACAUCACGUGACUUUGUUUCCUUGUCAUAUCAUGUUUGUGUAACACGCACUAAUUUCUCUCACCGACAUCACACACACACACACACUCUAAUCCUGCAUUGAAAAUAUAUUGGUGACCUCAUGUUCAGUGUACCUGGCUUGUCCCUGGGAGUUCUUACUGUCGUUUCUGGAUGUAAGAGAAGACACCGGCUGGCCGUCUUAUUGAGAGCCUGUUGGUCAUUGGCAGCUGUGUGAACCUGCCUUAUUUCUCUAUACCAAGAUGAUCAUUGGAUGAUUUUGUGCCUCAACACAACUUCCCCUUGAUUUAACCCUCCGGUCAUGUUACAUUCUGUCUUCUUUUCAAAAUGUUAUACACAAGCAUAUGUGUUUCUCUAAGUCAUUACAGAAAUUGCUCAGUUACAUUACAAAUACCUUGGAUUUCAUGUGGCCAGACACGAAUACUUGAUGCUUUUCAGGCUUUAGUUACGGAGAUGUCAGUUUAACCAACAGACGGCUCUUGAGAAGGUGGUCAUUAGGUGUGUAACAUAAAGACAUCAGUCCCUCUUAUUUUGAAGGGGAUGCUACAUGAAGAAUAUACUAUUGUGUCAAGUGUUUUCUCUUUUUCAAUGUUUCUGUUCUUUUUAUACAUCAUUUUUAUGUUUUUACAGGUGAAUAUUUGUAAGAAACAAAUCAUAACUUUUAAUCUUGAAUCAUGCUGUACAGCGCACCAUUUUGUUGUUCUGUUUAUUUAAAAGAGUAAAAUUGUUUUGAUCUUUUCAAAUCCGUGGCUCGGGGGAAUCUUGUUGGACCUUUUCAUAUUGUAUUUUUUUACUCUAACAUUGCUUUGUCCAUGUUAACACAUUACCAGUAUAUAUUAUAGACUGAGCUGACAAACUUUAAAUAGAUGUAAAAACCACAACAAAAAGAAAUGUAUAUUUAAUGGAGUAAAGUUUGCUAAACUAAAUUGUGUAAACUAAUUGUAGCAAGAAAAUGUUUUAUCCUUAUCCUGUUCCUAAAACUAUUUAAUAUGAUGUUACAGAAUGAA
Molecule: messenger RNA, 6304 nt
Organism: Platichthys flesus (European flounder)
Lineage: Eukaryota; Metazoa; Chordata; Actinopteri; Pleuronectiformes; Pleuronectidae
Gene: slc23a2
Product: solute carrier family 23 member 2
Exons: 16
Coding region: 265-2430 (721 amino acids)
Biological process (GO): transmembrane transport; L-ascorbic acid metabolic process
Cellular component (GO): membrane
Molecular function (GO): transmembrane transporter activity
Source: RefSeq, a predicted model, not a curated record